Mobula hypostoma (lesser devil ray) is the source of this 4027-nucleotide messenger RNA. RefSeq names its product mitochondrial translational release factor 1 (gene mtrf1). Lineage: Eukaryota; Metazoa; Chordata; Chondrichthyes; Myliobatiformes; Myliobatidae. Gene Ontology annotation, molecular function: translation release factor activity. The coding region runs from base 1149 to 2480 and encodes 443 amino acids. Gene Ontology annotation, biological process: translational termination. The record is from RefSeq and is a predicted model, not a curated record. The transcript is spliced from 10 exons.
UGGGUGUCAUUGGGCUGGAAUAACCAAUUACUGUGCUGUAUCUAGAUAAAUAAUUGUUUUGAAAUUAAUAAACAAUAGUGGUGUUUUUACUGUCUGGUCCAGGCAUCAGUCUAGGACCAGAGCAAUGGUAUUUGCCAAAGACCUGUUUUUGCAGGAGGCAAGAGUUCAUGCAUGCCAUGACCAGCCUCUCGAAACACUUCAUGAUAGUGGAUGUCAGAGCCACCUGGUGUCCAGUCACCUUAUUUUACUGGGAAACUGACAUGAGUAGAGAUUUCUUCUUUCAGAGAGGAGUGAAUUUCUACCCUGAGCGUGCUAGAGAUAUAUUUAAGCUGGAGAAAAAUAAAUCUUUGAAAGAUUGAGAAAUUGAAGGCCAUGGGGAACUGGUACAGAAGAAGAGUUGAGGCCAUUGUAGAUCAGCCAUGAUCAUUUUUAAUUGACUGGGCCAAGUUUUUAAGGAUCUGGUGGUCUACUGCGAGUGCUUUCUUGUGUUAUAGAUGAUGAUUCUUCUGACUAUAACGUCUAGAUUUAAAGUCACUAUUUCAAAGUAAUGUGCUCGUCAUUGAGGAUAGCGUAAGAAGAAAGUAUGUCAUGCAUAGGGUAGUGAAUUGUUGGAAUGCACCAGUCAGGCUCAGGCACUGAGUAUAUUCAGGGAGAAAUUAAUAGAUUUUUAGAUAUUAGAAUUGAGGCACUAAUUUAUAAAUUACUUUGAAUCAACUUCCACUUCAUUUUUUGAGAAUUUAUUGCAAAUUAUAACAGUUCAUUUCUUCAAAAGGAAUUUUUUUCAUUACCAUGCCAUAAAUCUGCCACCACUCUGUCAAAGGAACAGUGUUUCUCCUUAUUUAGAGGCACAAAAGACUAGAUGCAACACACAAAGCACUGGAGGAAUUCAGCAGGUCAAGCAGCCACUAUGGAGGGAAAUAGAAAGUCAAUGUUUUAGGUUAAGACCUGUCAUGUGGACAUCAUCGGCUGUCCAUUUCCCACCACUGACGCUGCCUGACCUGCUGAAUUCCUCUAGUGCUUUGUCUUUCUUCCUAUCUACUCUUUCAAGUCCCAUCUUCACUUUGAACAAUCCAAUUAAUUCUCCCAUAACCCUUAUUUGUGCAAGAUAAUUACAUUCACAUCUGUUAUGAAUUUGAAAGGCUGCUCAAAUGAUCAAGCACUCAUGCGUUUGGAUCAUCAACUUAAUCUGGAAGCAGAAUCAUUUCAGAAGAACGUACAGAGAAUUUGAGAAGUUGAGGUCAGUUAUGACCACAUCUAGAUUUUGGCUGUCUUUUCAAAAUGGACCAAAUGUUAUAUACAGGCAGCAGUCGGUAAGGCACUGUCAUCAUUUUAGUGAAUUACUACAACUAGAAGUUGUAAGGAAAUACAUCGGGGCCCUGAAAGAAGAAUACAAAGAAAUUAACGAUGGAACAAAUAGCAUACGGCCACAAAAUGAAGAAAGAAAACUUUUAAGUGCUCGUCAUGCUGAGCUCACUCCACUUAUACCUCUCUUGGAAGGGAUUCAUUCAUCAGAAAAAGAUUUACUGGAGUUGGAAUUAAUGUAUGAGAGUAUGAAAGCCAAUACUGACCAAGAGCUGAUACCAUUGCUCCUUGAAGAACGUCAGCAACUCAUCAAAAGCAUUGAAGUGUUGCAAGGAAAGCUCCUUCAGACUCUGGUACAGAGGGAUGAACACGACAAAAAUAAUGUGAUUCUUGAGGUGACGGCUGGAAGAACAACAGGAGGUGAUAUUUGCCAGCAGUUUACAAGGGAAAUAUUUGAUAUGUACAAAAAUUAUGCAGAAUACAGGAACUGGAAUUUUGAAGUACUGAACUACACGCCUGCUGACUAUGGAGGAUUGCACCAUGCUUCAGCGUGUGUUUCAGGGGAGAAUGUUUAUCGGUUCUUAAAACAUGAAGGUGGGACCCACAGAGUUCAGAGGAUUCCUGAAGUAGGCCUAUCAUCACGGAUGCAACGCAUUCACACCGGUACCAUGACCGUCAUUGUUCUACCUAAGAUUGAUGAGGUAGACAUUAAAAUAGAUGUCAGUGAUCUGAGGAUUGAUACAUUUCGAGCCAGAGGAGCAGGGGGGCAGCAUGUAAACACGACCGACAGUGCAGUGAGGAUCGUCCAUAUUCCAACAAGAUUAACAAUAGAAUGCCAACAGCACCGAUCACAGUUAGAAAAUAAAAAAUUGGCCAUGGACGCAUUGAAAGCAAAAUUACACCAGAAGGUUGAAGACAAAGAACUGGAGAGGAGGCAAAGUACCCGGAAACUGCAGGUUGGAACAAGAGCCCAGUCAGAAAGAAUUCGUACCUAUAACUUCACUCAGGACAGGGUUACAGAUCACCGAAUCAACUAUGUUUUGAGGGAUAUUAAGGAGGUGCUAUGUGGUGGCAGACAGCUGGAUGAACUGAUUAAUAAACUUUUGGAAUCAGCAGAAAAGGAAGCACUCCUGGAACUUAUAGAAACAAGUAAUAAAAAGGCUACAGAAGGUAGUUAAAGCUAAAAUAACCAAACCAAACUCAUCGUGGAAAACAUUCUGUUCAUGGCACAGUGCACACUGACUUGAGUAUCCAUGCGUAUUGGAAACUGGAAUAUUUGUUGCAAAGGAGGUCCAUUAAUUUUAUAGCUUUAUGGAGUUAAUGAUUAACCACCUUAAGUUUCAGUCCCAGUUGUUUUCCCUGAGUUACAGCUGGUCACUGCUUAGGUUUAGUCUGUCUGGGUUGCAGGAGUAAUGACAGAAUGACGGUUAUGGUUGUGAAGGAAUCCGUAAUAUAAACACUAGUUUCAAAUGGACAGCAGGGAAAUACAUUUCAACACAACCUGCUUGCUCUGUGCCUCAGGGAAACCAUUCAAUAAUGUGCAGUUUGACAGGAGUUCCCUUCUGAUGUAGGUAUAAUUGUUUUCAAGAUAUUGUCUGAAUAAUAUUGUUAUGCAGUUACAAAACAUCUAGAUUGACGCAUAACAAAUUGACCAGCCUGAGCCUGCGAGGGAAAUCAGUUCAGCUCCCUCUUUACGCAUAAAGCAGAAGACUUCCAAAGUAUUAAGUGAAACCUUAAUGGGUAUGUACCAUGUAUUAGCCAUUUAAUAAUAAAGAAGCUGUAUAUUUGUUACUAUUUAUUCCCCCCACUGCAAGUCUUAAUGCAUUUAUUUUUCCACUACAAUAGAAACACAGCAACCUACACGUAGCUGGUAAAAUUGCUGCCUCUCAGCACCAAUGGUCUGGGUUCAGGCUUGAACUUGGUUGCUGUCCGUGUGGAAUUUCAAACGAGAAAAUCUGCAGAUGCUGGAAGUCCAAAACAACACACAUGCUGGACGAUCUCAGCAGGCCAGGCAGCAUCUGAUGAAAAGUGUAAAUCAUUUGAAAUUUCAGGCUGAAACCCUUCUUCAGGACUGUGUGGAAUUGACAUGUUUUCUGUAGACAAAGUGUGUUCCUAUAAUGUGGGCUCCAGCAUCAUAAAGAGGUGCAGGUUAGCUAGUUAAUUAGCAACUAUAAAUUGCCCCAAGCAUGUAGCUGAGUUAUAGAAUGUUGUUGGGCUUGUUUUGCUGUUGUUCUUUCAUUGUUUGUUGUGUCCUGAAAAUUAUGGCCAUGCUAUGAUGACAAUACUCAGGGGCUGCCCAUAGCUUGUUAACACAAAUGGCACCUUUCACUGUGUUUUGAUGUACUUGUGAUAUAUGAAUGUGGGUAGAGUAAACAAUUGGAUUCGUAUAGAUAGGUGCUUGAUUGUCAAUAUGUAAUCAGUCAAGUUCAAGUUCAAAUUUAUUGUCAUUCAACCUGUAUACGCCAAAUGAAACAACGUUCCUCUGGACCAAGGAGCACAACGCAGUAUAUAAAACUCACUCACAUAACACAAAGUAAUAUUGCCACUAAUUAACAAAUAAAAAGGUGCAUUACACAUGUUUUUAAAAAAAAACGAACAGUACUGGUGCUUCAUGCAUGAUGAGACCUGGGUAGUGGCAGGGAAUUCAGUAGACUAAUGGCCCUAGGGGAAGAAGCUGUUUCCCAUCCUAACAAUCCUUGUUCUAAUGUCACAGUAACACACAUCA